AACUGAUAUGCAAAUGAGCUUCAUGUCUCAUCACUCCCGACGUCGGAAGCGCCGAGGUUGCCACCAGUGGCACAACUAAAACUUCCGAAGUACAAUUAGCUAGCUCGCUAGCCGGCCCGGCGCACCGCAACUAGUUCGGUCCGGAUCAUAAACUUUGCUGGGAGAGAGGGGGACCGCUUCGCACCGGUUUCGGCCGGGGGGGAUGGAUCCCUCCGAGACGAGAAAGCGGUGAAAUUAAACUUCUGCGUCGCCCGACUCGUCCGGCUGUCGGUGGCUUCACCAGCUUGUUGUUGCUGUCAACCACUUCCGUACAAAUGGAUCUGUCUGUGACGCCUCCCUCUGCUGUCUUCCCAGCCUUUCCGGAUGGAUUAGCUGCGGUCUUGUAACCUUUGACUCUCUUGGCCUACAGUGGCUAGAAGCCCACAGCAAAACUACAUAGGGAAGUGGAGACGCCUUAUGUAAGCCUGUGCUAUGGCUGAUUCCAUCAUGGACUUAUUUGAUGAUUCAAGCAUAUUUCCGGGCGGUCUGGAGGAGCUGUCAGAUGAGAGCUUUGCUCCUGCAUCAGUCUUUGCUCCUGUGGUGGAGGAGCUGAUAAGUUCUGAGUUUGAGUCAUUGCCUGUAGUUGGGGCAGGCAAACAUCCUGGCAUAGGGUCAUCUUCCUCUCAACAGGGCUUGAACUUUGAACCGCAGAUUGACCAUUUUGGUUUACUGAAAACUCCACAUUCUAUAGGACAACCUUAUGUUUCAAACUGUACCACCAGUGAAAGUGGCCAUGUGUUGGGCCAACACACACAGUACCAUGGAUCCCCCUUACACCAGGGACCCCAGGCCAAUGGACUGUUCCCUGAUAGCAGCCCUAUGUGGGGCAACCAGGACCAGAAUGGUAAUGGAUUCCAUCAGCUUCCCCAGCAGCAGAGUCACCAUCAGCAUGUUCACCAACAUAGACACCUUCAGCCUCACCAGCAGCUUGCUGGCUCCCAGACUCUGCACCAACAGGGCAAAGCCUUCCCUGAGCACCAGGAAUUUAUGUUUUACCCGGGUAACCAGGCUCAGAAGCAACAGCAACCACAGCGAAACCACCACGGUCAGCUCCAACCUUUCUCCCUUAACACCGAGUGCAAUGGGGCUUUAUAUCGCCAAGGAGGUAUCCCGAAUGCCUUUAAGCAGCCAAAUCCCCACAUGAAUGCAGACAGUGUGUCGUUCCCUUGUGGCACUCGGCAACAGCAGAGCAGGAUGCAGAAUUGUCAGGGGGCUCAGAAGUACCCCACUUCCACAGAAAACAUGGUAAUGUUUUCCAGGGAGCCCACAUCCAGUGCACUCUGCUCUGUCAGUUCUGGAGCUUCUUACUGUAAUGUACAGUACCACCUUCCAGGACAGCCAGUGUUAAGUGCAAGUGCAGCCCAGUCCUCUACCCAUGUGCCUGCUAACACCACACCUUCUACCACUGUCCCUAUUCUAAGUGGUUCCAUGCCAGAGUUCUCAGGGGCAGAAGAUGCUUUUUCAUUGCUCCAAGAGAUGGAUCAGCAUCAGCCACGGCAGCAGGUUUCUAUAAACCAAGCUGGAGAUUGCCCUUUCCCGGCCAUGCGGCUCCCAGCACAAGCUCAGGAAGGCUACAGCAGCUCAGAGAUCUUCUCUGAAGACGUGGGCAGCUAUUCAGGUCCCAUAACCCAGCACCCCACUGCCUCUCAGGGGAGCUGUGGGCCGCUCAUACCUCCAGCAAACAGCAACGGAUAUGAGGACCUGGUUGAGAAUUUGUUACCGCAGAUUGAUGCUCAAACAGGAGAGUUUGAAGGACUGGAAGCUUCUGACCUUUUAGAAGAUGAUCUCCUUCCCCAGCUGGAACCUGAAGCCCUGAAUCAAAGGCUUCCUUUGGAGCAGCACAAGGAGUCAAAUUAUUCCUGGACCAAUGGAAACCAGGAGAGGGAUCAGGACAACCACUUGAUGGAUUAUGCAGCACAGCCUCGAAAGAACACUAAUGGUUCCAGCAACCACCCACGGGUCCUCAGCCCUCUGAAGAACUCCUCUCUGUCCUCGUCUGCAUUGCUGAGCCCCCCUACAGACAGGAGGGUGCCGAGGAAACAGCUGGUGGAGGCGGCACAGGAAGAUAAGCAGGAAAAGGCUAACAGGAUCAUUUCGGCGCCCCUCGCUAAAGCCAGGGAGAGGGGGUGGCAGAAAGGCCUCCCCAGGGUCAUGAGUCCCCAAAGCUUGCCCUGCACCUUGGAGCACCAGCCAGACCAUGGCAGCAGCAGGCGGCCCAGGGAGAAGCCCUCGAAGGCCAAAGGCAAGCAGGAUGCCAAAGUCGGGAAAAUAGUAAUCAAAUUUGGCAAGAAGAAGAAGCGGAAGAAUGACUCAUCAGAGUCAUCAACAGAGGAUGAGCCGCCUCUCCGGCGAUCCUCUAAGGACGACGACAUGAAGAGACGCUCCAACCGGCAGGUAAAGCGCAAGAAGUACACGGAGGAUGGGGAGUCCAUGCCGUCGGACGAGGAGGGCCGGGUGAUCGUCAAAGCCAAGAAGACGGCCACAUCUGUCAAAGAGCCUACCGCACAGAUGUUAGCGGCGAACCUGAGCGAAGAAGAUGGUGUCAUCGUUGACAAAAUCAUGUCAUCUCGUUUUGUGAAAACAGAGGUUUCUCCUGGAGUUGAGAUAGAAGUGGAGGAGUUCUUUGUCAAAUACAAAAACUACUCCUAUCUUCACUGCGAGUGGGCUACAGAGCAGAAGCUAAUGAAGGACAAGAGGAUCCAGCAGAAGAUCAAGCGUUUCCGGAUUAAGCAGGCGCAGAGGGCACUCCUCUUUGCAGACAUGGAAGAAGAUCCAUUUAACCCUGAUUAUGUCGAGGUGGACAGGGUGCUGGAGGUGUCUUACUGUGAGGACAAGGAUACCAAGGAGCAGAUGGUGGUGUACUACCUGGUGAAGUGGUGCUCCCUACCCUAUGAGGACAGCACCUGGGAGCUGAAGCAGGACGUCGACCAGAGUAAGAUCGAGGAGUUUGAGCGGCUGCGGGCAGCCCAGCCGGAUCCUCGGAGGAUGGAGCGGCCCCUGGCCAGUCAGUGGAAGAAGAGGGGGGAAUCCAGGGAAUAUCGCAACGGCAACCGCCUCAGGGAUUAUCAGCUGGAGGGAGUCAACUGGCUCCUCUUCAACUGGUAUAACAGACGUAACUGUAUCCUGGCUGAUGAAAUGGGCCUGGGCAAAACCAUCCAGUCCAUCACGUUUCUCGAGGAGAUCUACCACACUGGCAUCCGAGGACCCUUUUUAAUCAUCGCUCCACUCUCCACCAUUGCCAACUGGGAGCGCGAGUUCCACACCUGGACACAACUCAACGUCGUCGUCUACCAUGGCAGCAUGGUCAGCCGGCAGAUGCUGCAGCAAUACGAGAUGUAUUUCAAGGACUCUCAGGGUCACUUAAUUCAGGGGGCCUAUAAGUUCCAGGCCAUCAUCACCACCUUCGAGAUGAUCCUUGGGGGAUGUCCAGAGCUUAAUGCCAUCGACUGGCGCUGCGUCAUCAUUGAUGAAGCUCAUCGGCUGAAGAACAGGAACUGCAAACUGCUGGAGGGCUUCAAGCUCAUGAGUCUGGAACACAAGGUCCUCCUGACUGGCACGCCUCUUCAAAACACCGUGGAAGAGCUCUUCAGCCUGCUGCACUUCCUGGAGCCCUUGCGCUUCCCAUCUGAGGCCACCUUCAUGCAGGAAUUCGGGGACCUGAAGACAGAGGAACAGGUCCAGAAACUCCAGGCCAUUCUGAAGCCUAUGAUGUUAAGACGUCUAAAAGAAGACGUCGAGAAGAAGCUGGCUCCCAAAGAGGAGACCAUUAUUGAGGUGGAGCUGACAAACAUCCAGAAGAAGUAUUACCGCGCCAUCCUAGAGAAAAACUUCUCCUUCUUGGCUAAGGGUGCCAGCCAGACUAACGUGCCUAACCUGGUCAACACCAUGAUGGAACUCCGCAAGUGCUGUAACCAUCCAUACCUCAUCAAAGGGGCUGAAGAGAAGAUCUUGGAGGACUUCCGGGAGGUCUACAGUCCUGCUUCCAUGGACUUCCACCUGCAGGCCAUGGUGCAGUCGGCUGGGAAGCUGGUCCUCCUGGACAAGCUGCUGCCGAAGAUGAAGGCAGGGGGUCACAAGGUGCUCAUCUUCUCCCAGAUGGUGCGGUGCCUGGAUAUCCUGGAGGACUACCUCAUCCAAAGGAGGUACCUGUAUGAACGGAUAGAUGGGCGGGUCCGGGGAAACCUGCGGCAGGCUGCCAUCGAUCGAUUCUGCAAGCCCGAUUCAGACCGCUUCGUGUUCCUGCUGUGCACACGUGCGGGGGGCUUGGGCAUCAACCUGACAGCUGCGGACACCUGCAUCAUCUUUGACUCCGACUGGAACCCCCAGAACGAUCUCCAGGCUCAGGCUCGCUGCCACAGGAUUGGCCAAAACAAGGCAGUGAAGGUAUACCGGCUGAUCACCCGCAACUCCUAUGAGCGUGAGAUGUUCGACCGCGCCAGCCUGAAGCUGGGCCUGGACAAGGCCGUGCUGCAGAGCAUGAGCGGCCGGGAGAAUGUCACAGUCGGAAGCCAGCAGCAGCUCUCUAAGAAGGAGAUCGAGGACCUGCUGAAACGAGGGGCCUAUGGGGCCCUUAUGGAAGAGGAGGAUGAAGGCUCCAAGUUCUGUGAGGAGGAUAUCGACCAGAUUCUCCAGCGCAGGACCAAGACCAUCACCAUUGAGUCCGAGGGCCGCGGAUCCACGUUUGCCAAGGCCAGUUUUGUAGCCUCUGGCAACAGGACCGAUAUCUCUUUAGAUGACCCCAACUUCUGGGACAAGUGGGCAAAGAAGGCAGAGAUAGAUCUGAGCAGCAUCGAUGGCAGAAACAGCCUGGUGAUUGACACGCCGCGGGUCCGGAAGCAGACUCGGCCCUACAGCACCACCAAGAGCGAGCCGGCGGAACUGAUGGAGGGGGACAGCGACCGGGAUGACAAGCCCAAGCUGCGGCGUCCCUAUGACCGCCUCAGCAGCUACGGCCGUACUGAGUGCUUCCGCGUGGAGAAAAACCUGCUGGUGUAUGGGUGGGGGCGCUGGAAGGAUAUCCUCCAGCACGGGCGUUUCAAGCGGCCGCUCAGUGAGCGAGACGUGGAGGUGAUCUGCCGGGCGCUGCUGGCCUACUGCCUGGUGCACUACCGCGGCGAUGACAAGAUCAAGAGCUUCAUGUGGGACCUGAUCGCCCCCUCUGAGGACGGCCGCACCCGGGAGCUGCAGAACCACCUAGGCCUGUCAACUCCGGUUCCCCGGGGCAGGAAGGGCAAGAAGGUGAAGGCCCAGUCCAGCACCUUCGAGAUCCACAAGGCCGAGUGGAUCCAGAAGCACAACCCCGAGCACAUCCUGCAGAACGACAGCUACAAGAAGCACCUGAAGCACCACUGCAACAAGGUGCUCUUGCGGGUCCGGAUGCUCUACUACCUGAAACAGGAAGUCAUUGGAGACAGGUCACAGAAGGUCCUGGAUGGAGUGUGCUCCAGUGAGAUUGAAAUCCGGGUUCCAGAGCCCGACCACUCCGACCUUCCCACUCUCUGGUGGGACCUGGAGGCGGACAAGUGUCUCCUCCUUGGAGUUUACAAGCAUGGUUAUGAGAAGUACAACACGAUCCGUGCGGAUCCUGCGCUCUGCUUCCUGGAGCGGGUGGGGCGGCCGGAUGAGAAAGCCAUCGCGGCUGAGCAGAGGGCCAAUGACUUCAUGGAUGGGGAUGUGGAUGACCCAGAGUACAAGCCUGCGCCGGCCUUGCUGAAGGGUGACAUGGAGGAUGACGUGUCCUCCCCUGGAGAGCUGGUCAUCGCUGAUGCUGCUGGGGACGGCCCAGUGCCGACAGAGGGAGGCAUCGCGUACUGGCCCAUGUCCUCGGCUCUCACUGCUCGGCUGCGUCGCCUCAUCACCGCCUCCCAGCGCUAUACGAAAAGCCGUCAGAUCCUGCAUAUCCACCGCACUCAGCAGGCCUCCCUGGCCCCGACCUGCACGCCGCCACCCCCCCUCGCCGACACUAUGACUCCCAAGAUGGCUGCCAAAAUCGAGCGUCAGCAGCGGUGGACCAGGCGCGAGGAGGCAGACUUCUACCGUGUGGUGUCCACCUUUGGCGUGGUGUUUGACACCGAGGCAGGCCGCUUCGAAUGGACCAAGUUCCGCGCCAUGGCGCGGUUGCACAAGAAGACUGACGAGAGUCUGCAAAAGUACCUGCAGGCUUUCGCGGCCAUGUGCCGCCGUGUGUGCCGCCUGCCCGCCCGUGAGGAUGAUUCCGCUGACCCCUCCAUCUCCAUUCAGCCCAUCACGGAGGAGCGGGCGUCCCGCACACUAUACCGCAUCGAACUGCUGCGCAAGGUCCGGGAGCAGGUGCUACGGCACCCGCAGCUGGGCGAGCGCCUGGCACUGUGCCAGCCGGGCCCUGACCUACCCGUGUGGUGGGAGCCAGGGCACCACGACCGCGACCUGCUGAUAGGGGCAGCCAAACAUGGAGUCAGCCGCACGGACUACCACAUUCUGCGUGACCCCGAGCUCGUGUUCAUAGCUGCCCAAAGCAGUUACAGCCAGCACAGGGGCUCACAGUCCCGCAUCGCCACGCCGCUCCUGCAGUUGCAGAGCCAGACCUCGCUCGCUGGGUCCCCUUCAAGCGGCCCACUGCGGGAGCCUGAGACUACGGCCACCCCGGACGAAGGCCCCAAGAUGGAGCUGAAACAGGAGCUCAUCUUUGAGGUGGAGGAUGUAGAAAGGAAAGAGCCACUCGCAUCCUGGAGUCCCAAGGUGGUUCCUCGGACUCCCACAAACCCAGGGGGAGAGGUCGUCCUCCAAAAGGCCGAGGCAUUGCAGACCAAGGCCUUCACACCCGAGUCGAGCGCUGAGAAGCACAGGAAAACCUGCAAGCCGAGCUCCCGGAGUCCCCGGGGGCGCCACGCCUCCUCUUCCUCAUCCGGCUCAUCUUCACGCUCCUCUUCAUCAUCGUCAUCAUCCUCGUCCUCUUCACGAUCGGGUUCCAGCUCCACAUCCUCCUCUUCGGGUUCUUCGUCGUCCUCCGAGGACGGUGAAAGCGAUGCAGAGGAGGACAGGAAGGCUGCGUUGCCGGGGCCGACCAUGAAAGGCUUUGAUGAGGACAGCGUUGCGUCGCUGAGCACCACACAGGAAGAAACGCAAGAUGGCAGCCUCCCUGAGAGCAUCCUGCCCAGCUCCUCCAAUCCUUUCCAGGGAGGAUUCAUGCUGGCUGCCUCCUACUGGCCAAAGGACCGGGUCGUCAUCAACCGCCUGGACAGUAUCUGUCAGGCAGUUCUGAAGGGGAGGUGGCCCACGGCCCGGCGUGCAUUUGAAGGGGGUGUGGUGUCAUCGUUUUACACCACCAAGCUUCUGGAUAGCCCCACGGGGCCUGCAGGCCUUAGAGAGGAGUGCUCGGCCUCCCCACGGAUGGCAAAGGUGAAGACGCAUGUACCAGAAAAGGAGUUUACAGUCAAAAUCAAAGACCAGGAGGGAAGCUUGAAGAUGACGUUCCAGAAACAGGGCUUGCUCUUGAAACGCCCCCUGGAGGCAGAAGAAGGAGCUGCGAAUCAGCAGCAGUACUUGGCCCGUCUGCAUGAUCUGCAGGCUGCCGCUGAUGCCAGCGUGUCUGAUUUCACCAAGCCUUUACCCAGCACUGGCCCAGGGGAGCGGAUGGCGGCGGACACACCGCCCGCAGUGAAGAGGAGGCGCGGCAGGAGGAAGAAUGUGGAAGGAUUGGGCGUCCUGUUCAUGAACAGGAGCAGGACUCCUAUGUCCCACGAGCAGGCAACCACUGGCUGGUACGGCAGUGCCCCAGCCAGUCCCGCCGUGGCCCCCGCGCAGGGGUACAGGCAGGGGCCGACAGACCCUGAGGGGAGGGUGCCCGUUAUCAACCUCAAAGACGGAACCCGUCUCACGGGUGACGACGCCCCCAAGAGGAAAGAGUUGGAACAGUGGCUAAGGGCGCACCCGGGUUUCGUGGCAGACGCUGGGGCCUGCCUGCCUGGCGCCACCAACAUGCAGUUUCCGGACGGCCGGCCAAAGCAGAAGCGGCAUCGAUGCCGCAAUCCCAAUAAGAUGGAUGUCAAUAGCUUGACGGGGGAGGAGCGUGUGCAAAUCAUCAACAGGAGGAACGCACGCAAGGUGGGUGGUGCCCUGGCUCCUCCGCUGAAGGACCUGUGCCGCUUCCUCCAGGAGAACCCCGAGUACGGAGUGCCCCCAGAGUGGGCCGAUCUGGUCAAGCAGUCGGGCUACCUUCCAGAGAGCAUGUUUGACCGCAUCCUGACCGGACCCAUAGUUCCGGAGGAGGUUAGUCGCCGUGGCAGGCGGCCCAAAAGCACUGCGGCUAAGGCAGCCAAGGCCUCCCCUGCCCUGCCCGGGAACCCCCUGCUGGCCAACGGGCUGCUCCCUGGCAUGGACCUGUCCAGCUUACAAGCCCUGCAGCAGAACCUCCAGAGCCUACAGGCCCUGCAGCUAGGCGCCGGCCUCAUGGGUCUGCCGGGCGGCCUGGCGGCGGCAACUGGCGACACCGGCAACCUGGCUUCCAUGUUUCCCAUGAUGCUCUCGAACCUUCUGGGCAUGAGCAGCCUGUUAGGGAAGUCGCAGGAGGUGACGACUGGCACGGAGGAUGGCAAGAAGGAAAGCGGGAACGGCGAUGGAGACGCUUCGGUCUCCGGUGGCCCUCCUGUCACCCCCGAGCCCAAGGGCGAAAGGACCAAGGGCCAGGACCAGGAGCCCUGCAGCUCAGCGGCCACGCCGAGCACCACCUCUGCCAGCAGCUCCUUGCUAGCGCUUAACCCACUGCUGCUGUCCAGCAUGCUGUACCCAGGGAUGCUGCUCCCUCCGAGCCUUAAUCUCCCCAUGUCCCCAGUAGCGCAGUCCGGCUUGUUAGAGAGACAGCAGCAAAACUCCAUCAGCGUCCCCUCCUCCCCGGUCAUCCCUCCCAAGGAGACUCCACCUGAGGCAAGAUGGCAGGGGGUAAGAGAAGGGGAUCAGGUGAAGGGGUUUCGAGAGCAGGCCUCAGAGCUGAAGAAAAGUGGCGAGGAGCGACUGGGAAAAUCAGAUUUCUCGUCGGAGUCCGGAAGCUCACCGUCAUCUGAAGAUUCAGACUCCAGCGACGGAGACUGAGCUCAGUGCCUCCCCUAACAAUUAAGUAUAUGAGUAAUAUAUGGGUUUUCAUGCACUGAUUUUUUUUUUUUGUAAAUUAUGGAAAUUAAUAGUAUGUUAUGAGGAAAAAACCAGCUGAAGGAACAGUGUGGCAUCUGAAAUGAUUUCAGUGUUUCUUCAAAGGUACAAUAUUGUUUGAGAGGAUUUGCAUGCACGCUAUUAAAUUGAAAUGUGUGAAGCUGUAUUUCAGUGACAAAAAAGGUAUUGUUAAUUAUGUUGAGAAUCAUUUUAUUAAAUGAGAAAAUGAAUUCUCAAUAUGAGCUGUACAUAUAUAUGUAUAUGGGGGUAAAUACUGUGUAAAUACUUUUUAGAAUGUCCUCGUAAAUAGCAAAGUCUUCUGAGCAUCAGCAAUAAGUUAGGCAGCUCAUGGAUGUCUGAAAAGCUGUAGAUCCUGUUUGCCUCACACGUCCCUUUGUGUGGUGGCAAAGCCACAGGAAGCCGAGACCCUAACCAGCCUCUGUCCUCCUCCCCUCUCGCCUCACUGUGGAGCUCCGCCCCGUCUGUGGCUGUGUGAUCGCCAGGCGUGCUGAAGCAUUCAAGAGGACUGUGCAUUAGUGCGCCGUUGUGGGACGACUGUAGAAACCCGCAAACCCUUCAGCAGUGGGUCGUCUUAAACUUAGUUGCACUUUUAGCAUUUGCACAAACAUCCAGGUUAUUUUUUUUUGGCGCAAUCAUCUCCUCCCAGGGCUGUAAGAGAGAGCAGCCUUUGAAUUGGCCUUCACUGAGGCUGUCAGGAGACCGGACAGGAAGCAGAUGACUGCUAUAUGUCACUCCUGCUAAUAGUUGAUUGAGUCUGGCUGCCAUUUUGCUGUGCUGCCUGUUUCAGGUCCUGUUUUGCGUUCUGAAGAAUUCGUCAUAGCAGAGUUGCAGGUGGUUAGCUUGUCACUGACCCUAACCUCAGCUGAGUCAUGGGUGCAGUGUUCUUUGCAGUUUAUUUCGCAGUGUGUGACUCGGAGGGCACUGCGUUGUGUGUUUCGCUAUAGCUAUCUGCUGGUGUGGUCAUCUCAGUCGUCCUGCUGUUUCUACAUUGGAUUUCUGUUAUCCAAAAAAAAAAAAAAAACGACCGAAAAUCUGUUUGCCGGAGAGAUAAUUGGUUUCAUUUCCUGCUGUCUGAGAGCCUGAGAAGGAAACACUGCCAAAUUUCAAGUCAGGGGUCAGCAGUCUGGUGCCUUUUGUGCGCUGCUCUAUGUGCAUGGGGGUCACACGUGCUAUGGCGGGGGGGGGUUCGCCGUGUGAAACCACAGCUGACAGGCAACUAGUCAGAACUGGCAUCUUUCGGGGGGGGAGGGGGGUGGAGAAGCACAUGACGGUAAUUGGAUUUCGGUAUUUGUUUCUGGUUGUGCAGCAGAACAUGCACGAAGCAGGCGUGUAGAUGCCGGUCAGCAUGUUCCCCCAGCUUACCCGCAUCCAUUUGCCAGUUCCCUGUUUAAGGUGAGCUGGCUUUCCUGGAGCCGGACUGCUCUGGAGCCUUGGAGUCCCACCAUCACCUCUCCCGCUCGCCUUGCUUCUGCAGUGCCACCAGAGCUCCUGCCUAUGCCUUGUACCUGUUCCUCCCUGGAUAGAUAUACUUCAAUAUAUUUUUCCAACACCUUCCAGCUGUGCAUUUAUUUUUAUAGGAAUUAUGUGUUAAUCCACCACUGUGUUAAAUACUUAUUUAUGCCUUAACCUUAAGAUAUAAGUUCCAGGUAUGUAUAUUGUGUUGGAUUUUUAUUUUUUAAUUUUAAUUUAUGUUAUAUACAAAUACAUGCAGCUCUUCUGGCUGAUUAUUGCCCUUACGAACAAUGUAGUGGGUACGUCUGCACGUUGCCUUACACUAUGUGUGUCACCUGACUCAUCCCUCACAGCUGUUAAACGUGAGAGUCGCAUAUGUGGUCUGUCUGUAAAGUUUCUAUGUGCGUGAUGUUACCUUUUGGUGAUGGGGGGGCCUUCCUGUUGGUAAUGACAAGCUGUGUACACUGCUUUAAAAAAAGGGAAAAAACUUGUUGAUCUGACACGUCGUGGAUUUUAAGGUGGGUAUAUAUCAGUAUUGAGGGGCAAUUUUAGAAUUUUAUUAUUUUUAAGUAAAAUAGACCACUUUUAUUUGAGCUAAUUAAAGUUUUGCUGACAUGGCUCAUGAAAUGCCCUUAGCAAGCUUAUCAAUUAAGGUUAUUUUAUUAUUUUUCCAGAGUCUGUAUGCUGAAGCCCAUUUGGAGACGGCUAUGCAGUAUAUACCUCACAAGCAUAGAGCCACUAGUUUGACCUGGUCCAUGUGGGUCCCCCCCACCCCACUCACCCACGGCCUUCAUAAGGCAAAGUGGUGCAUGUCUGGCCUGCUCGCCUGUGACGUCUCUCUGCUGUCCCGUCCCUUGGGUAAAAAACCCAUAUUACCUACUUGUAGGACACCAAGCCCAGCGCUCUCAGAAGUGCUGUACAACGCAAGAGAAAUUUUGGACUUUCCCUUUGGGGCAACAAUUAUUACCACAAUUUAGUUCCUGCACGAUAAUAUUUGGGUAGUUUAAAUGCUUCUUUCAAAUAGAAGAUUGCAAGUGCUGGACAAAGCAGUCUUAGACCUGUCAUGAUAAGAGUGGAAAAAAAUGACCAAUAUGCAGCAAAAAAAAAAAGAAAAAAUAGACACUAAUACUUGAGUUGACGUAAGAUUAGUGUGAAGGCUACAGUGGCUUUUGUUAUGUAUAUAGACUUUUUGUUCCAAGCUUGAUAUCUUGAAGGUUACUUUCAAGUCCAGUUUUCUUUUGGAGAGUUGCAGUAUAUGAAGGCUGUGAUAUGUGUAGUUUAGUAGUUCUUUAUGUAGUGCAGGAGAUGCAUUCUCAGUCAUUUGUAAUUUAUUGAAUUACUUUGUAUGGAGUUCUAUAGAGGAAAUGGAAGUUAAAUUAUUUUUAUUAAACUCUUUGACCUAUUCAAA
Brienomyrus brachyistius is the source of this 12043-nucleotide messenger RNA. RefSeq names its product chromodomain-helicase-DNA-binding protein 9-like. The coding region runs from base 472 to 9105 and encodes 2877 amino acids. The transcript has 40 exons. The record is from RefSeq and is a predicted model, not a curated record. Gene Ontology annotation, molecular function: ATP-dependent chromatin remodeler activity; protein binding; ATP binding. Lineage: Eukaryota; Metazoa; Chordata; Actinopteri; Osteoglossiformes; Mormyridae.